AUGCCGUUCGACUCUACUUUCAAGCAGUUCCUCAGCAUGUUCUAUUUUCUCACCGAUGCACCAAGUGAGAACGAGAAAGUCAAGCAACGGACGCAUCGUCCCAAGCAAGUUUUCCCUUAUGGACCAAAUUCAAACGUCGCCAUGGUGUAUGGAACGGUUGAUUACGUGUUCAAAGAUCACUCCGAGAAGAGAGUUCACUGGGCCGCAAGAUGUGACUUCGUCAAAUUAGACCAGGCAUAUCUGGAUCGCUAUCAGGUGUUUUUAGCAGACGAUGUGGCCUGGAAUUCCAAUGCAAACUCAUAG
Penicillium nucicola is the source of this 303-nucleotide messenger RNA. RefSeq lists its product as uncharacterized. The record is from RefSeq and is a predicted model, not a curated record. The transcript has 2 exons. NCBI's taxonomy places the organism in Eukaryota, Fungi, Ascomycota, Eurotiomycetes, Eurotiales, Aspergillaceae. Bases 1 to 303 code for a protein of 100 amino acids.